Onthophagus taurus is the source of this 960-nucleotide messenger RNA. RefSeq names its product WW domain binding protein 2 (gene Wbp2). Gene Ontology annotation, biological process: positive regulation of DNA-templated transcription. NCBI's taxonomy places the organism in Eukaryota, Metazoa, Arthropoda, Insecta, Coleoptera, Scarabaeidae. The record is from RefSeq and is a predicted model, not a curated record. Gene Ontology annotation, molecular function: transcription coactivator activity; chromatin DNA binding. Gene Ontology annotation, cellular component: nucleus.
GAAAUUAGAAACGUCAUAAACGUCACUUUUGUGUACACACAUUACUCAUUUUGUUGCGUUAAAAAUUCCAUUUCUUAGAAAUCUUACGCAAAUUUAAAGUGAUUGUAUUCGUUUCUCGCCUAAAAAAUGUCGUUAAAUACGGCCCACAUCAACGGGGGGGUUCUAAUUCAUAACGGGGAGUGUAUUUUGGUGUUCUCGGACAAGGUCACGAUCGAAUGGCUUGAAUCAACCAACGACCCGGCUUUUAAGGGUACUAAAAAAGGGAGGAUUUAUUUAACAACACAUCGAAUGAUUUUUAAUUCGUCAAGUAACGAUGAUAAAAUGCUCUCGUUUAGUUUCCCUUUUGUAACUUUGUCGAAUGUUGAGAUUGAACAACCGGUUUUUGGGGCCAAUUUUAUUAAAGGGAUGGUUGUUGCACAACAAAAUGGAAAUUGGCAAGGACGGCAAACGUUUAAAUUAACUUUUAAACAUGGUGGGGCUAUUGAAUUUGGUCAAGCUAUGUUAAAAGCAGCGAGUUUAGCUAGAAGAAAUGGUCAAAAUGCUCCCCCACCUUACGUACCAUCAAUGGGGCAAUCUUACCCGGCUCCACCCCCAGCUUACGCUCCCCCACCGAACGGUUAUUAUGGAUGGGUUCCCCCUUCGAACGUAUUCCCGGAUCACCCCCCCCAAAACUCCGUUUAUAUGAGCGAUGCCCCACCUCCGUAUCCCGGAAUUAAUCAACAACAAGGAGUAACACCGAACACACCGGGGGCGUUUGCUAAAGCGGCCGAGGCAGCACAAUCAGCGUAUUACGAUCCUAACCAACCUCAGAUGGCCUAUGUGCCACCCCCGGCUUAUUACGAAAACCCCCCAACGUAUGAUGAAGCGACCAAAAAGUCUCAGUGAAACGCCUUGAAUAGUGGGAUUUCAAUGGGAUAAGUAUUCUUUAUCCUUUUAUUAAUAAAUACUGAUAUAAUGAGA